AUGGUUAAAAUUGAUAUUGUUGAAGUGCCUCCCGUCCGCCUCGUCGCCCGGAAAGUAAACAAACAUUUGGCGGGAAAGAGACUCGAGAUCCCUGCGGUAUUUGGCGGUCUUGUAAAAGUUUCGGAAGUCGACAUGAACGGAGUGAAAGCCGCACCUGUUGAUCUCCUUCACGUCCGAGCCGCGUCCCAAAGGAUCCAUGGCUGGGUGCACAGGACUCCCGUGUUCACUUGCCAAGCCCUGGAUGAUAUGGCGGGAAGGGAACUCUACUUUAAGGCCGAGAAUCUGCAGAAAACUGGCGCCUUUAAGGCCAGGGGCGCCUGCAAUGCGCAUCCCUUCUGUUACCAAUACGAUGACACUUCGGAGCAGCACCAGAUAACGUGGGGAGGGCAGUCCAACACAAACACAGCGUAUUUUGAUGAGAAAUCUCCGUCGAACGUCACAGCUGUGGUUGGGAAAAGAGCUCGACUCCCGUGUAAAGUUAUUAACUUCAACAAGGAAGAUCACCAAGUGUCGUGGAUCAGGCAGAGAGACAUCCACAUCCUCACUGUUGGGAUCUUCACGUACACCACAGACGACCGAUUCAAGGUCUUCCACCCCGAAGAGAGCGACGAGUGGUACCUGGAGAUCAACCCCGUGACCUUCAGAGACGCCGGCGUGUACGAGUGCCAGGUGUCAACGAGCCCCAAGAUCUUUCUGCCUGUCUCGCUGUCGGUGGAAGUGCAACAGGCAAGAAUAAACGGACCAGAGGAACUGUUCAUCCAAAACGGCUCAACCAUUAGACUCAUAUGCAUAAUCAACACACACUCCGAGAACGUGGGGACCGUAGGCUGGUACCGAGAUACUACGAUUCUGGACUAUGAUUCGCCGAGAGGCGGCGUGAGCGUGGAAAUCGAGAAGACACCUUUGAAGACGACUUCCAAGCUCUUUCUCACAAGGGCUCUGAAGGGGGACUCGGGAAACUACACAUGCGCGCCGCAGUUCGCUGAGGCGGCGUCGGUUAUGAUACACAUCGUCAAUGGUGAAGAAUCUGCAGCUGUCCAGACUGCCAAAUCAGUCAUGCUUGCCAGAGACUUAAAGCUUCUUAGUACAUGUGUUCUAGUGGCAUUAUCGACCUUAUAUUCACGGUGACCUUUUAUGUGGUGAAAAGUCCAUGUUUGC
Messenger RNA from Penaeus chinensis, 1158 nucleotides. RefSeq names its product protein sidekick-1-like. Lineage: Eukaryota; Metazoa; Arthropoda; Malacostraca; Decapoda; Penaeidae. The transcript has 9 exons. Gene Ontology annotation, cellular component: neuron projection membrane. Gene Ontology annotation, biological process: amino acid metabolic process; synapse organization. The record is from RefSeq and is a predicted model, not a curated record. Bases 1 to 1128 code for a protein of 375 amino acids. Gene Ontology annotation, molecular function: pyridoxal phosphate binding.